This is a messenger RNA of Nomia melanderi (Alkali bee), 2762 nucleotides long. Lineage: Eukaryota; Metazoa; Arthropoda; Insecta; Hymenoptera; Halictidae. The record is from RefSeq and is a predicted model, not a curated record.
CGAUAAGCUGUCUGCCUUAUAAAAGAAAGCGCGUGAGCCAGUUGCGCCGAAUAUAUCGUUGGAAAUAAUUUACACGGCGGUGCAUCGUGCGUACCUGACAUGAGAGACAUCCUAUUCCUGGUCCUGGUCGCCGCGACCGGGAUCGUCACGGCGAUUCCCAACGAGUGUCCGGAGUUGGAUCCUUGGGACAAACCGGUGCAGCUCCCUCACGAGUCGGACUGCAAUAAAUACUACAAAUGCCUGAUGGGGAAGAAGUUCCUAUCCGACUGCGACGAGGACGAUCGCGGCAACAAGCUCUGCUUCGACCUGGAGAGCAAGACCUGCGGCCCGGCGGAGAAGUGCGACUGCAAGCAUCAUCUAGACCCGGAGUGCAAGUCGGUCACCGACAACCACCCGUGGGCGGACCCGGCUGACAACACUGGUUACUAUCAAUGCGUGAAGGGGAAGAAGGUUUCCCUGAAGUGCGAUCAGGGCAAGAUCUUCGAUCCGGUCAAGCUGGCCUGCCAAAGUAAGGGCUCCGAUGUAAAAACCUGUCCGCCAGCGGGCUCCCAGCAGACGGUGCGUUACUGGCACGAAUGCCAUUGCCAACUGUACUACGAGUGCAGGGGCGGCGAGCUGGUCUCGAGAUCGUGUCCAGCCGGCCAGUUGUUCGAUCACAAGCUGAUGAAAUGCGUGUCGAGCGAAAUGGCGGACUGCAACAAGCCGAAGGAUCCGAAUGGUUGUCCGGCCCACGGGAACGUCGACAUACCCGACCCGACGAACUGCUAUCAAUAUUACAGGUGCGAGGACGGCAAGAAGACUCUGAGGCGUUGUGAACCGGGGAGGGCGUUCGACGAGUACAAAAGGAUGUGCGUGUGGUGGACGCUCGCGAUCUGCAACACCCGUGGCACGACCGUUUCGCCGCCGACGGGCUGCUUGAACUGGCCAAGGUCGAAGAAAAGGCACCUCACCGAUUGCAAUCGAUACUACGAGUGCGUCAAGGGCAGGAUCGAGCCUGGCAAGUGUUUGGAGAACCAUUACUUCAACGAGCCCCUGCAAACGUGCGAUUUGCCGAAGAACACGAAUUGCGUGCCGCAAGGCGGAAAUCCCGACUGUCCCGCGACGGAUUGCGGGAAGAAGCGUUUCCCAGCCGACGAGGGCUGCGAGUGGUAUUGGAAAUGCGAUAACGGCGAAAAGAGGUUGAAGAAAUGCCCGGACGGCCUUGUGUACAACAAGAACACGGAGAUGUGCGACUUGCCGAAGAACGUGAAGUGCGAUGAGCCUAAACCGCCACGCUGUACACCUGGCGAACGGGACCCCCACGAAUGCCAAUGUAACAUGUACUACGUUUGCAACGGGGACAAAGACUGGGCGGUGCGUUAUUGCCCGAAGGGCAUGAACUUCGAUUGCGACACAUCGACAUGCAAGGAUCCGAAGGAAGCGAGGUGUUGCACGAGGAACAAGAAUUACGAGUUCAACAACGCGACCUCGUUAUGGUAUCGCUAGUCGCUUUGACAGCUGUUAAUCCUUUUGUUUGCGAGCAAGCGCUUAUCUUUCAACUCUCCUCUAAGCGAUCGAUUACAUUCUCAUGAAAAUUUGGCGGUACCGCUUGCGAUCUACAUUCCUUUGACGUUAGAACUAUCGAGCAUUGAACACGAUUAGUAUGUAAUCCGCAAUAAAGAUUGCGACAAUAGGUUAUUUUGUGUUUCUUCGGGCAUUCGUAGUAUUCGAGUGAAGCUAUUUAUUGCCAUUUCGAAUGUUCAAUGCUUUUAAUCUGUAAUCGCGGAAGAAAACAAUUGGGACCGGUCGUUUUGACUGGUACGGCAGUUCUAGUGUUUACAGUUCCGCGUCGGUUCGUGCUCGGUGCAUCAAAGAUAUAUACGAACAACGUUGUAAUACUGAAGUUUGAAAUCACGCUAUCCAACAGCGCGUGCCUGACGGCACGCCGUGCGUUGCGCAUCUCGCGUAAGUAACCCCUGGUAAUCUUCAGUUGCGAACAAUUGCGGAUGAAAAUUGAUUAAUCAACGAACGUGCUGGCACUUUGUAUACACCUGUUUCUAUAGCAACGAUAUAUCGUGGAAUCAAAUGAAACGAGUCGGACAAUACAUUUUUCACCGUCGAAAGGGAAUGUUAUACUGCUCGCAGGCUUUCUAUAUACUGUGAUCGUAAUUUGCAUGUGAUUAUUUUGAUAAGCAUUUAUUAGGUUGUGGGUAGGUUUAGUUUCGAUACGAUAGAACAUUCAUGUAGGGUCCCUCAGAUAUCCACUUCAUAGUGCGAAUCAACGGAAGUUGAUCGACGAUAUUUCAUUUUCAGUCGAACCUCGGAUAAGAAUAUUAAACUCGUUUACUAUUUAAUAUCAAUAUUGUUGUUGAAUUGUUUUCUACGCUUAAUAAAAGUUCAAAUACAUGAAACAUUGUCGAAUAAAAGCUUCGGUAUCUUUAAGGCAGUCGUCUUUCGACAAAGUUUAACCCUUUGCACUCGAGCGGCGCUAUUUCAAUCGCCAUUCGAUUUGACCGCGCGAAGUGAUCAAAUUUAGAAUUCAAUAUCAAAUUUUAUAUAAUGCAUCGACGCAUGGAGCAUCGAAAUAAAAUAGUUCUGUCGCUUCGUUUACACAAGGUGUUUCUUUACGUCGUGAAACAUAUUGAUACCUCGCAAAGAAGCAACGAAUAUUUGCCGAGAAAAAUAUUCUCGAGUGCAAAGGGUUAACUGAGCCGCUUUCGCGUUAAGAUAAAACGUGUGUACACCGCUUCGACGAGAAUAACGCGAUUUGAUUCGUCCGCUAC